AGUGAGUGAGUGAGUGAGUGUGUGUGUGAGCGAGCACAGUCGCCGUUAGUUAGUGGUGGUGCCCUCCUGACGAAGACUCACUUCCAAACGCUGAACCCGAAGAUGUUUGCGAGCAUGUGAAGCGGACUCGUCACAUCAUGUCCUUCUGAAAGUUUGGAAAGUCAACAUCAAACCUCGACCCUUCCAGAGCCACUGAGCAGAAGAAAGGAAAUCGCUGCCAAGAUGUUCAGCACCAAAAGACUGAAGCAGAAGUCUCAGUCCGUGGACAUUGCCAGUCAAGGGUUCUCCCCGACUCUGGUGCCGGCCUCACCCCUCAACAGGGCUUCACCACCUGUUGCCAAGACGACCACCGUCCUUGCAGUGCAGGAAAACAACACCACCAACUCCCAGCACCGCAGCCCCCGGUGUGGCGAGCUGAAGAGGGGCUACACCAUAGAUACCGGCCAGAAGAAGACCCCGGAGAAGAAGGAUGGGAGGCGCAUGUCGUUUCAGAGACCUAAAGGGACCAUCGAAUAUUCUGUGGAAUCACGGGACACGCUGAACAGCAUUGCGCUCAAGUUUGACACCACACCCAACGAGCUGGUUCAGCUGAACAAGCUGUUCUCCAGAGCAGUGGUGCCUGGCCAGGUUCUGUAUGUUCCUGAUCCCGAGUACGUGUCCAGUGUCGGAAGCUCCCCUUCCCUCAGUCCCAUCAGCCCCCUGUCACCCACCUCCUCAGAAGCUGAUUUAGAGAAAGUGACGGACUCUGAUGGCCCCCCCAGACCAGAAGGUGUUCACCCUCCAAUCUUCUCCACCCUGCGCAAGUCCAGAGUGGUGUCAUCCACCUCCGAGGAGGAAGAAGCCCUCACGGAGAAGUUCCUCAAGAUCAACUGCAAGUACAUCACUGAUGGAAAGGGUGCAGUGAGCGGGGUGUUGCUGGUGACACCCAACAACAUCAUGUUCGACCCUCACCGUAUGGAUCCCUUGGUUCAGGCCCACGGCUGUGAGGAGUACGGCAUCAUGUGUCCUCUGGAGGAAGUGCAGUCCGCUGCCAUCUACAAGGAGAUCACCGACCCCAAGAUCAGAGAGACCGUCCCUGAUGACCUGGAGCCUCUGCCAACUGAGAGACAUCCUUCCCAGCAGAAGGACCCAGAGCAUCGCCUGAGGGAGCCAGGGGCCAAUGACAGCGCCAGCACGGCCCCACGCAGCACUGAAGGCUCCUUCUCUGAGGACGUCUUCACUGAAUCUGAGCUUUCCCCCAUACGUGAGGAGGAGCAAACGUCUAAUGAGGACCUCCGCCUUGACAAGUCCUCUGGCGCUUCCACGGAGUCUGUGCAAACUGUCACCCAGAUGGAAGCUGCUGGCACCGGUAACUUGGCCGCAGGCAGUGCCCGCGGCUCAGUCAGCCAGCCAGAGGAUCUCCCCAUGGUAAAAGCAGAGGACAAUCCACCGGACACUGCCACAGAAAUUAAUAGCCAGUCCCCCGUGGGGUCCAAGCAGCACAGUGUAGAGAAGCCACCAAGCACACCCACUACCACCACCACCACCACCACCACCAGCAGCAGCACUAGCCAAGCCCAGUGUCCAAGCAGCAGCUCCUCUCGCCCAGGCUCCCAGAGCUCAGCCACCCCUGGUGCCACAGACACCACUGCUGUCUCAGCCAGUCCACAAGGGGAUGUCAGUGAGGGGAGAGACAUCUCCAAAACAGACACUAUGCAAGGCAAGGAGGAGAACGUAGAGGAGACACAAAAGGACGGCACAGGGAACUCUGCAGAGGGUACAGGGUCAGCGGAGAGCCGGAAGCACCGCUCCCACAAGUUCUUGUGUCUGCGGGUGGGGAAGCCCAUGAAGAAGACGUUUGUUUCCAAUGCCAGCGCCUCCAUGCAGCAGUAUGCCCAGCAGGGCAAAAAGCACGAGUACUGGUUUGCUGUGCCGCGGGAAAGGUCAGACCACCUGUACGUAUUCUUCAUGCAGUGGAGUCCAGACAUGUUCAGUGAGGGAGUCGGGGGCGUGGGACAAGAGCCCGGCUUUAUGGUCGUCAAGAAGAAUGAGGUGUCUGAGAUGGAAAAGGAUGAGCCCAUCACUGACCUUAAUGUCAAGGAGUGGGAGGUAGUGUCUCUGACGGAGUACCACCGUCGGAUUGACGCUCUAAACAGUGAAGAUCUGCGCUCACUCUGCAAACGACUCCAGAUCACCACCAAGGAGGAGGUGAACUCCAAACAUGGCACGUCCAUUAAGACGGAUCUAGAGCCAGAAACCUUCAAACCCAAUCUCAGAGAACCCAGUGACCUACUAGAGGCUGACCAGAUAGAGAAGCUUGCCAGGAAUCUCCCACCACGGACCAUUGGGUACCCAUGGACACUGGCCUUUGGCACAUCAAAGCAUGGCAUGAGCAUUAAGUCGCUGUACAGAGCCAUGCAGGGCCAGGACACCCCGGUGCUCAUGGUCAUUAAGGACAGCGACGGCCAGGUAUUUGGUGCACUGGCAUCCGAGCCCUUUAAAGUCAGCGAUGGUUUUUAUGGCACAGGAGAGACCUUCCUCUUCACCUUCAACCCAGAGUUUGAGGUGUACAAAUGGACAGGUGAUAACAUGUUCUUCAUCAAGGGAGACAUGGACUCCUUAGCAUUUGGUGGAGGAAGUGGAGAGUUUGGCCUGUGGCUGGAUGGAGACCUUUACCACGGCAGAAGUCACUCCUGUAAAACAUUUGGGAAUCCCAUGCUCUCGAAAAAGGAGGAUUUCUAUGUGCAGGACAUAGAGAUCUGGGCGUUUGAAUAACAAGACAGUUCAUCACAGGGAAAAAAACAAGUCCUGUAAAGGGCAAAGCGAGGAGUUCUCCUUUAGAACAAUGGCAGUGUCCCAAACCUAACUGCACAUCACCGGGCUCUCCAGGCCGGAAGCCAGCUAUCGGAUGCUUGUUGUGCAUUACUACUGCAGUUAUUACAGAGCUUUUUUUUUUCUUUUGUGAAAAAUUACCUUUGUGUGUAUCUUGUUACAGCCUUGUGCAGCGUCUUUACAGAACAGUGGGGUAAAGCAGCGACGACGGUGGUG
Molecule: messenger RNA, 3027 nt
Organism: Solea solea (common sole)
Lineage: Eukaryota; Metazoa; Chordata; Actinopteri; Pleuronectiformes; Soleidae
Gene: oxr1a
Product: oxidation resistance 1a
Exons: 17
Coding region: 223-2754 (843 amino acids)
Biological process (GO): response to oxidative stress
Cellular component (GO): nucleus
Source: RefSeq, a predicted model, not a curated record